AUGACUGAACAGAAUCAACAACAUAGAUUGAGAUUCCCACGUGGAUUCCAUGGCUACCCAUACAACUAUCACAAACUUGAAGGUUAUGGUUUGCCAAAGGGAUACGUCACUCUCCUUGGCAUCGGUGUCACCUUUGGUGCCGUGGUAGUUCUAAUGAGUGGAUUCAGAUCAACAAAGAAACCACACGUAUCUCAAACUGAUCAAUGGAACAAUGCUACACUCCAGUAUGCUAAAGAUGUUAAGGCUGAUCCAAUUUACCAUUUGCCACACGAGAAGUAG
This is a messenger RNA of Acytostelium subglobosum LB1, 279 nucleotides long. RefSeq lists its product as hypothetical. NCBI's taxonomy places the organism in Eukaryota, Evosea, Eumycetozoa, Acytosteliales, Acytosteliaceae. The record is from RefSeq and is a predicted model, not a curated record. The coding region runs from base 1 to 279 and encodes 92 amino acids. The transcript has 2 exons.